AGAAGAGGCAGCAGAAGAAGAAGAAGAAGAAGAAGAAGAGGAGGAGGAAGAAGAGGAAGAACCGGACCAUGGCUGACAGUGGGGCGAAGCCCCUUCAAAACGCUAUGAAAAUGGCGAAAGUAGCGAUCCAGCUGGACGGAGAGACCGGACACCAGCAGGAAGCUUACUGUGAAUACCUCCGGACGAUCAACUACAUAUCACGUGCACUUUUGGAGGAAGCUGAGGCCCAAACUUCAGAGGAGGGGGACGCGGUGGAGGUGGAGCGGAUGUUGAGGCUGGCUGAGCAGUGUCUGGAGCGAGCAAAGUCCUUUAUAGGGAAGAGAGCUGACCCCCCUAACCUCUCUGCAUCCGUCUCCGCUUCCUUUUCCUGUUCACCUGGCCAAUCAGAGCCCCUUCAGGAUGCACGCCUCCCAGCCACCCCUGCUGACACAGUCCCUCCGUCUGAUAGUCCCGUUGACGCAGGGCGGAGAGCAACCAGCCCAGCAAAGACCAGUCAGCGCCGGGUGACUGCAGACGGCAGCGGAGAGCCCCCCCCUUUCCUGCCCCCUGAAGUCUUCCAGAGAAUACAAACUGUGGAGUCACAAGACACCAGCAAAAAGGAGAUGACACCCAUAGAAGAAGCAUCACGUUUAAACCAGAAGUUGAAAGCCAAUUAUGAAGCUCGUCUGGCGAGGCUCCCACCUGGUCAGGCCUACCAGAAGACAUCGUUGACGCUCUGUCUCCAGCGGCAGAUGAUGGAGAACCUCAUUAUUGCCAAAGCCAGGCAGGAUGCUCUCCAGAGGAAGAUGGAGGAGAGAAGACUAAGGCUACAAGAGGAGGCCAACAGGAGAUUUGCAGCAUCUGGAGCCAUGACUGCAGAGGAGCAAGAGAAGCGUGCUCUUUAUACAAAUGUUCUGGAAUAUGAGCAAGACCAUGAUUGGCCCAAACUGUGGAAAGCUAACAUACGGAGGAAUCCUGAUGAUGAAGCCUUAGUGUCAGGUCUAGUCUCCUACCUGCUCAGCCGGUCUGACCACCCGGUGGUGAAGCUGCUGAGGAAACACCAGUACCGGGUUUACAACCGGCUCUACCCUAUCGUCAGUAAACGCCUCCCCCAGAGUCCUGCCCUGCCACUGAGGUCUUCCUGCAGCGCUCACACCCUGCUUCAUCCAGAUAGCGAGACAAAGCCAACCAGGUGCAGUAGCGUUGGUGGCCAGAGCUUCAGCACCAGCUCGUCGCUCUCCCCCUCGCUCUCUCACAACCUCCACGCCAACUUUGAUAAUGAGGAAGGGGAGGAGCCUCAUGCACAGGUGACAGUGGAUCGGGAGAACUCGUUUGAAGACCUGGAGCAGUUCCUGACCCAGUUGGACUGGGCCCCGCUCUACGGCAGCACAGAUGACACUGGCUCGGAUUCAGAGCUGACCUGUGAUCCCUCGACGCAGUCGGAGCAGGAUGAGGCAAUCGUCCAGGAGCUGGAGAUGAGAGCACUGACAGAACACUUGAAGGCCGUUGUUAAAGACAUUCAUAUUGCUAUCGACCAGCUUCUGUCACUGUGUAUGUUAUCCUUUGACUGCCUAAACACAGCCAGCUCUAAAGACCUGUGCCUUGUCAGCUUAGAGGAAGCCUUCUUUACGCCGCUUUGGAGCGCCCUGUUGGCUCUUUUCAGGAGGGUCCACAGGGAAAGGGAGCAGGCCUUUGAGAAAAGUAUGAAGCUGUACCGGGAUAUUUCACCAGGAGAUGUUGGUGUUCCAUUGAAACUGUUCCCCAAAGACCCUGGCACACUGCAGGGUUCCUACCCCUACGAGUCUGCUGUUCAGGAACUUAAGCUUCUCGUCAAAGACUGCUGUCCACAGAAGAAGUUAGAAUGUAUUGUUAGAACAUUACGUGUGAUCUGUGCCUGCGCUGAGGAUUACAGGUGUCUUCAUGAGGUGGACUCCACACCAAAAACAGCCGCCAUUGGUGCAGAUGACCUGUUGCCCAUCCUGUCUUUCGUGGCUCUGCGGUGCCAGUGUCCUCAGCUGGUGUCUGAAUGUGCUGCUUUGGAGGAGUUUAUUCAUGAAGGCUAUUUGAUAGGAGAGGAAGGCUACUGUCUGACCUCCAUGCAGAGUGCCUUGGCCUAUGUUGAGUCAUUGUACACAGAAGAAACUCCGCUUCCUGCAGAAAGCCCCGUUUGAAAAAGGCUGUUCUGAAGGUUCAUCCUACGUUUCCUGCUCCAAAAGAGACUGCAGCGGAACCUGCAACUCCCUGCAAGUUGUGCAGGCGCAUGGUAUCUUGUACACACAAACACACUGACAUAUUGUAUAUUUAAGAAGGUUUUCCUAUUCACACCAAGGACUAACGUGUGCCUACGAGUUGGGUCCAACCAAAUCAGAAGCAG
Etheostoma cragini (Arkansas darter) is the source of this 2353-nucleotide messenger RNA. It is a transcript of the gene vps9d1, whose product is annotated as VPS9 domain containing 1. Gene Ontology annotation, cellular component: endocytic vesicle; cytosol. The transcript is spliced from 17 exons. The record is from RefSeq and is a predicted model, not a curated record. NCBI's taxonomy places the organism in Eukaryota, Metazoa, Chordata, Actinopteri, Perciformes, Percidae. Gene Ontology annotation, molecular function: small GTPase binding; guanyl-nucleotide exchange factor activity. Bases 69 to 2150 code for a protein of 693 amino acids. Gene Ontology annotation, biological process: vesicle-mediated transport.